UGUGCAAGAAAUCUACACAUUUAUACACUAAACGACGUAGUUUAGCGUUAUGAUUUGGUAUUAUAAAUACUCCUUGAGUCUUCCAAACCCUACCACCACCAACCUUUUUCAAAGAAAACCCUAACGCCUAUUACUCUCUCACGCUAAUUUCAUCAGGAUGAAGAUCAUCGCUGCUUACAUGUUGGCCGUUUUGGGUGGAAAUGCUGAUCCUUCCGCCGCUGAUUUGAAGAGAAUUCUCGGUUCAGUUGGAAUUGAGGCUGAGGAUGAGAUGAUUAACCUCCUUUUGUCUGAGGUCAAGGGCAAAGAUCUGACAGAGCUAAUUGCAUCUGGAAGGGAGAAGCUAGCAUCAGUCCCAUCUGGUGGUGGUGCCGUUGCUUUCUCUGCACCCGCAGGUGGAGCCGACGCUGCCCCAGCUGCUGCUGCGGAGUCGAAGAAGGAAGAGAAGGUUGAAGAGAAGGAAGAAUCAGACGAGGAUGAUAUGAUUUUCAGUCUCUUUGACUAGAAGCUUUGAUUGGGAGAUUUUGAGGAAACACUUAAUGAGAUGUGGGGUGACUUAUUGGGAGCAAGUAAAAGUGUGGUGAUGAUAUUGAUACACACCUCAAAACAACAUGUUCAUAAGAAAGACGAGUACUAAGUAGUGGAGGCAGAAGAUAGUACGAGCAGUAAUAGCUCCACUUCCUUGGCGCCCUGACCAUUCGUACUCCAACACCAUCACCACCCUACGUCCUGUCAACAGGCUUUGCUUAGUACAAGCCACAAGGUUGUAAGUCACCAAUAAAAUUAAUGUAAAAAAAAAAAUACACAUUUGACAGUAAUAAAAGGGCAAGACUCCAUUUUGAAUUUGCAA
Messenger RNA from Cannabis sativa, 847 nucleotides. Its product is annotated as large ribosomal subunit protein P2y. Gene Ontology annotation, molecular function: structural constituent of ribosome. NCBI's taxonomy places the organism in Eukaryota, Viridiplantae, Streptophyta, Magnoliopsida, Rosales, Cannabaceae. Gene Ontology annotation, biological process: cytoplasmic translational elongation. Gene Ontology annotation, cellular component: ribosome; cytosolic large ribosomal subunit. The transcript has 4 exons. The record is from RefSeq and is a predicted model, not a curated record. Bases 158 to 502 code for a protein of 114 amino acids.